This is a messenger RNA of Lontra canadensis (Northern American river otter), 1183 nucleotides long. RefSeq names its product uridine phosphorylase 1 (gene UPP1). Gene Ontology annotation, biological process: nucleotide catabolic process; uridine catabolic process. NCBI's taxonomy places the organism in Eukaryota, Metazoa, Chordata, Mammalia, Carnivora, Mustelidae. The record is from RefSeq and is a predicted model, not a curated record. Bases 199 to 1140 code for a protein of 313 amino acids. Gene Ontology annotation, molecular function: uridine phosphorylase activity. The transcript is spliced from 9 exons. Gene Ontology annotation, cellular component: cytoplasm; cytosol.
CAGCCUUCCCGGAACGGGGCAGGGAGGGGACAGCGGCGGGCGGGUGAUCCGGACUCAGAGCGCAGACCCAGAUCCGAAAUUGACCUUGCGGGUACCUCGCGCAGGGGCUGCUUUUCCAAGAGCCAACACCUGCUUCUCACCAUUGCCGGUUCACCCGUGGCCGCUGGAAGAAGCUAGGCUCCUGCCUCCGUUGAGACAAUGGCUUCCUCGGGGUCCCAGACAAAGAAAGGUGACAAUCACAGUGACCACCUCGUACAACCCACCAACCCAAAUGUAGCAGCAAUGAAAGAAGAUGUCCUCUACCAUUUCAGUCUCAGCACCAGCACACACGACUUCCCCAUGAUGUUCGGAGAUGUGAAGUUUGUGUGUAUUGGGGGAAGCCCUACCCGGAUGGAGGCCUUCGCCAAAUACAUGGCCAAGGAGCUGGGCCUCGACCACCCAGGUGCAGAGUAUCCCAACAUCUGCAAGGGGACGGACCGCUACGCCAUGUUCAAAGUGGGCCCCGUGCUGUCUGUCAGCCACGGCAUCGGCAUCCCGUCCACCUCCAUCAUGCUGCACGAGCUCAUCAAGCUGCUGUACCACUCCCGCUGCUCCGACGUCACCGUCAUCCGCAUCGGCACGUCCGGCGGCAUCGGUCUGAAGCCUGGCUCCGUGGUCAUCACCCAGCAGGCGGUGGACGCCUCUUUCAAGCCGGUGUUCGAGCAGAUGGUGCUGGGGAAGCCAGUGGUUCAGAGGACGCGUCUGGACGAGAAGGUGGCGCAGGAGCUCAUGCAGUGCGCUUUGGAACUGCUCACGUUCCCCACGGUCCUGGGGAACACCAUGUGCACCUCAGAUUUCUAUGAAGGGCAAGGCCGUCUGGACGGCGCUCUCUGCUCCUACACGGAGAAGGACAAGCAGAAGUACUUGAAGGAGGCCCAGGCGGCGGGCGUCUGCAACAUCGAGAUGGAGUCCUCGGUUGUGGCCGCCAUAUGUGGCGCGUGUAACAUCCCAGCGGCCGUGGUGUGUGUCACUCUGCUCGACCGCCUGGAGGGCGACCAGAUCAGCAGCCCCCACGAGGUGCUGGUCGAGUACCAGGAGCGGCCACAGCGCCUGGUGAGCCACUUCAUCAAGAAGCGCCUGGCCGCCGCCCAGAGCCCCUGAGGCUGGAAGGUGCAGGUCGUCGUGGCCGCAGACGGUCACCGUC